Molecule: messenger RNA, 2313 nt
Organism: Arctia plantaginis
Lineage: Eukaryota; Metazoa; Arthropoda; Insecta; Lepidoptera; Erebidae
Source: the annotation of a GenBank genome assembly
AUGACGCAUCUACCUUGCGAUUUAGCAGCGCCCGUGAGCGAAGUCGCACUAAUGUUCUGGUUCAAAGAAGGAGACAGGAUGCCCAUAUACACAGUGGACUUCCGAAACGGUCCUCCGGUCCAUUGGGCAGUAGCUGGCGAGUUUGGCGCGCGAACGCACUUUGUACUCAACGAGUCUGAUCCCUCAUCAGCACAUCUCGUAGUGGAGAAGGUAGCAAGACACGAUGAAGGGGUGUACAGGUGCAGGAUAGACUAUGUGGAUGCCCCCACCAGAAAUUACAGGGUCAAUUUAACUGUUAUAGUACCGCCAGAACCUCCUCGAAUAUACGACUACGAGGGAACAGAGAUUCUGGGUAACAUAGCAGGACCUUUCAGAGAGGGUCAGAACAUACUUCUUUCGUGUCAAGCGGCUGGAGGUAAACCUCCCCCCGACGUCGCCUGGUACAGAGGUGAAGAGCGGCUAGCUUUCACUAAAGAAGGCUCGGUAUGCCAGUUGCACCUUCCAAACCUGUCUAGAGAGAUGGCAGGUACCAAACUUCAGUGCAGGGUAGAACCGCCUUUACUUCAGCCGCAGAGUAGAGACGUCACUAUAAGAUUAUAUUUAAAACCUCAGUUUGUUCGAGUAACUGGUAGUGGAGCAGCCAGAGCUAGUAUGGAGAAAUCUUUCGUCUGUUCAACUCGAGGAUCAAAGCCCGCUCCUAAUAUUGAGUGGUUUAUCAACUCACAAUUAAUAGAUUCCACAUUGACCCAGGUGGAAGUAGACGGAGAAGUAACUAAAAGUAUUUUAACUUGGCACGUGAGGAGAGAAGACAGUGGCAGACAGCUUGCCUGCAGAGUAUCUAACCCAUGGUUUCCAGCUCAUACACUGGAAGACUCCGUGACGCUGGACGUAAUGUAUCCUCCAGUAACCCAAAUAUCAUUGGUAGAACCAAAAGAACCUCGUCUACUGCGAGAAGACGAGAACGCGGCACUUCUGUGUUCAGCCGAAGCGUCACCACCAGCUGUCAAUUUUACUUUUUAUAAGGGAACUGAGGUUCACUUGAUCCGUGAUGACCCGGUCGGCGGAGUAUCUGUUGAGAGGAACCGGCUGGUGAUUAGAGGUCUGAGGAGACACCACUCGACUGUGUACAGAUGCCGUGCAAGGAAUUCUGAAGGCAGUGCGUUGAGUGAUCCUCUGGCACUCAACGUUCUUUCUCGGCCAGAGUGCGCAUCAGGCAACGUGGUCCAGCAGUUAGCAGGAGCACCAGGCGGAGAAGUUAGGGCGAGGUGUUCUGUCACGGCUCCGGUUAGUCGGGACGCUGGGCCACUCAGGUUUUACUGGACAUAUAAUGGCACUAAGGAUGUUUUACCCAUACCCGCAGCAAAUGUAACUGUCAUGGGUUCUACCAGUACAGUGGUACAUGGUCUACCAAUUGACAGUGAUGAAGACCUGGGCUGGCUUGCUUGUUGGGCCAGCAAUGACGUCGGUAAUCAGCGGGAGCCUUGUCUGUUCAGGAUCAUGCCAGCUGCGCUCCCGGAACCGCCAAAUAACUGCGAGAUAGAAAACGAACUCCUUCACUGCGAGCCAGGCCACGACGGGGGUUUACCACAGCGAUUCUUGUUGGAAGUACUGGAGGUACGACACCGAACGGAUACGAGUGACAACAAUGAGAUCUCCACUAUGAAUGACCAGGGUGUGUCAGGUUUUGGUCUAACCGAAGCUGUGUACCGAGUGAGGAACGAUAAGCCUCAGUUCGCACUAGACGCUCUAUCACCUGGACGGUAUACAUUGCUAGUGUAUGCUGAGACACCAAGAGGAAGAUCGCCUAGACCUGCAGCGUUGCAUAGCGUCUCGAUAAGAACUGCGGAUGAUUUGGAUAGACCUGGGUCUCUUCAAACUAUGACUCCAGCAACACCACAGCAACCUGCUGCCACUGACAACAGCGUGGCACUAUUAGUCGGUGCCGUGUUGUCUUUAGUAUUGCUGACUAUUUUGACUACGUUGUGCGUAGCCAUGAUAGUCAUGUGUAAAAAGAAGAGCCGGCCAAGGGAUCAUGAGCAAAGUUCAAUACUUCGAAGAAAUGUUGGCGUUUCAAUGUAUGGCGGGUCCUCAAUGAACUCCAGCGUGAUGCCCACCGUAGUUGUGAGAGGACACAGAGGCUCCAGAGUGCUAGCGGCCCGAUGGUCAGGGGUAUUAGAAGAUGCACCUUUGGCUGUUUUAGCUUUGGAUACUAGGGCUCACGGAGAUACAGAUUCAUGUAGAAGUGAAGAUGAAAUACAGGAGACGACACUAACGCGGCAUAUGGACACUAUCGAGACACAAACAGACUCAUAA